Molecule: messenger RNA, 1877 nt
Organism: Durio zibethinus
Lineage: Eukaryota; Viridiplantae; Streptophyta; Magnoliopsida; Malvales; Malvaceae
Product: polyadenylate-binding protein RBP47-like
Cellular component (GO): cytosol
Molecular function (GO): mRNA binding
Source: RefSeq, a predicted model, not a curated record
CAACGGAUCUCUUAACUAUUCAAAAGACGCAACUCAUAACUACUCGUAAGUCAGAUCCACAGCCACCGUUCAUAAGAUACGUCUCCUUCGGCUACACUUUUCUCUCUUCUUUGUUCUUUCUCUCCUUUGCCACCAGGCGGAGAGAGAAAGAAAAAGAAAAUACCAGAGUGAUCAGAUCAGGUUUUUGUCUAUAUAUCAAGAUGCAGUCAACCAACGGUCCUGAUCUGAACUCAAAACAACAACAGCAACAAAGCAGCCAGCAGUUGCAGCAACAUCCACAGUGGGUGCCAAACCAGUGGAUGGGAGCCAUGCAGUACCCGGCUAUGGUAAUGAUGCAGCAGCAGCAGAUGAUGUACCCUUAUCAUUAUAUGCCUUACAAUAAUCAUCAUUUCCAAUAUCAACAGCAGCAGCAACAACGACAAAAACAGCAGCAGCAGCAGCCUCAAAGCUACUUACCGAAACAGCAGCAAGGAUCUAAUACGGAUGAGGUUAAAACGAUCUGGGUUGGUGACCUUGUUCAUUGGAUGGAUGAAGCUUAUCUUUAUGGUUGCUUCUCUCACACUGGAGAGGUUUCUUCUGUAAAGAUAAUAUGCAAUAAGCAAACUGGUCAGUCUGAAGGGUAUGGAUUUGUGGAGUUUAACUCACGUGCAACAGCUGAGAAGGUUUUGCAAAGCUAUAAUGGUUCGCCAAUGCCAAAUACAGAGCAGCCUUUUCGUCUGAAUUGGGCUUCAUUCAGUGUGAAUGAAAGGCGACCAGCUGCUGGUUCUGACCUAUCUAUAUUUAUAGGAAAUUUGGCUGCGGAUGUAACUGAUUCGAUAUUACAUGAGACCUUUUCUAGUAGAUAUCAAUCUGUUAAAGGAGCAAAAGUUGUUAUUGAUUCAAAUACUGGUUGUUCAAAAGGUUUUGGGUUUGCUAGGUUUGGUGAUGAAAAUGAAAUGUCAAGGGCCAUUAGUGAAAUGAAUGGUGUGUACUGCUCAAGUAGACCAAUGAGAAUUGGUGUUGCUACUCCCAAGAAAGCAUCUGGAUAUCAGCAACAGUAUUCUUCACAAGCAUUGGUAUUGGCUGGUGGACAUGCAUCAAAUGGUUAUGUAACCCAAGGUUCCCAAUCUGAUGACGACUCAAAUAACUCUACUAUAUUUGUUGGAGGACUUGACUCAGACAUUAGUGAUGAUGAUCUCAGACAACCCUUUUCCCAGUUUGGUGAGAUCAUCUUAGUGAAAAUACCACCCAGAAAAGGAUGUGGGUUUGUGCAAUUUGCAAGCAGGAAGAAUGCUGAGGAUGCAAUCCAGGGUUUGAACGGGACAACCAUAGGCAAGCAGACCGUUCGUCUUUCUUGGGGUCGCAGUGUAGGAAACAGACAGUGGAGAGCUGACUCUGUUAACCAGUGGAAUGGAGGAUACUAUCGAGUUUAUGGCUACGGUGGUUAUGGUUAUGGUUAAGGCAAUGCUACACCACCUAAUCAGGAUCCAAGCAUGUAUGCCGCCGCCGCUGCUGUUCCCAGUGCUUCUUAAGAGUGGUAGUAUGACAAUUACCAAUGGCUUGUAAUCUGAACUUGCAGGAAAAGUUUAAGUUUAUUCGUCAGAUUCAUUAAGUAGGAUGGGUUUUGGUUGCUGCAUUAACUGGAUCUUCAGUUCACAGAAUUUUGUAGCUGGAGUUAAUUUUAAAUCUUGGAGUUGUCUUAGAACUGUAUUAAUAUGUCAUUUACAACUUCAAUUUUGUGCUUGAGAGGGUUUUUUUUUUUUUUUUUAAUUAUUUGUUCAGAACUGAUAAGAUUGGAUCCCCUUGAUCAAUUUAUGAAGGCUCAACGAUCAAAAGACGUGUACUUUUCCUCCAAGGACACAAAAAUUGUUAAAUGUUUAUGUCGGAUGUCAUGAUGG